AUGGCGUACUCGACCGAAGAUAUGGUAGAGUUUGUUCUGAGGUCUGUACAUUGUGCAAUAUCACUAGUGUUAUUCAUACUCUACACUACGAAAUUGUUUCAACGAAGAUUUUAUUUGUUAUUGGUGAGUUUGGAGAUGCCUUGAAUUGCAAAAAUAAAUCAUCAACACUUGUUUAUUUUUUAGGAACAUCAAUGGCUUAUCAAUCAAUUAUUUUGGACUCUUUCUUUGGUUUUUAUGCUGGCAACACUUUUACAUUACAUUCCUCAAAUCAUAAUGCUUAUCACUGGACCAAAACUUCAAGCAUCAUCUUAUAUCUCUUUAGGAAUGGUUGUUGCUUCAACUAUUCUAAGGGAACUUAUAAGCGCAAUUAUACCGAUGUUAACUUCAUUUUGGAUAUUUUUAUAUAUCAAUCUUCGUUUUCUUCACAGAAUUCUUGAUAUUCAACAUCCAUUGUUGUUUAUGAAAAAGAUCCAGGUGGCGAUUGUAAUUGGUGUUUCGAUUUUCUGCAUGUGGAUACAGAAAAAACUUGCAGCGGAUUGUCAGAAUACAGGAGACAGGCAAUGUGAAUUUCAUAUGGUAAGUGAUGUUUUCUUAUCUAUUUCGAAGUUUCUUUCAGAUGUUUCGAUCGAAUCUGACAUGCGAUCAUACAUUUUUAGCGUCUAAAAAUACGAAUACAUCGCUGAAAUUGAACGUGUUGUUUGAAUUGUUCAACACAGGAAGUAUUCCGCUUGUAUUCUUAUUCUCUUUAGGCUUCCGUUUCAUUAUACAGAAGUCUGAGCAGCUUGAGGAUUUGGACAAAUCCAAAUUGAUAUUUGGGGUUUUUCAACACUUGCCAAUCUUUGUGUAUGGACUUGUGAGUUAUUUUUCUAUUCAGGAUGCCUCUGUACUGUUUUAUUUGUUCUAGAUUCGCUUUUUCCUCGCACCAAUCUAUCUCAUCUACACUCCUGGAUCAUUUCCACCCUUCGAUGUUUUCGCAUUUGGUGUUUAUUGCAAUAAUUCAGAAAUCUUUCAAUUUUUGAUUCCUCUACAAUUUUUAUUCACAAACACGAAAUUGGCGGCGAAAUUGUGGAAGAAACCGUUUUUGAAUGAUACAGCGAAUCAAGUUUAUAUUGAACAACAAAAUGAUGAAUCGGAAGAGGGCAAAGGGCAAAUUGGUGUUGGAGAUGGGAAGGACGAGCAGGUUUCGCGUUUGAGUAUCAAUUCGAAUAAUGAGAAUCCGGUUACUGAGAAAUAUUGA
This is a messenger RNA of Caenorhabditis angaria, 1237 nucleotides long. The record is from the annotation of a GenBank genome assembly. NCBI's taxonomy places the organism in Eukaryota, Metazoa, Nematoda, Chromadorea, Rhabditida, Rhabditidae.